GAAGACCAGGCUGUUGUGACUGUGGUCAGCUGACUGAGCUGAAGAGAACACUCUUCUACUGCGGUAAAAGUCCUGCUCGGCUCCGACAUGGCGUUCAUCACCGCCAGCUGGAACCCGCUGGGAGAAGCCUUUUACCGUAAAACAGAAUUAUACGACAUGUGUUGGAGUCUGAAGGAUGGGCUCAGAGACAGUCUGGUGGCAGCAGCGCCGUACGGAGGACCCAUAGCCCUCCUCAGAGAACCUCACAGACGUUCUCCCAGUUCUCGGCCUCAGUUGGAGAUCUACUCUGCAUCUGGACUGUCCAUCGCCAGCUUCCCGUGGAAGAGCGGCCCGGUGGUGCAGCUCGGUUGGACGGUGAGCGAUGAGCUGCUGUGUAUUCAGGAAGACGGGUCUGUUCUGAUCUACGACCUGUUCGGAUCCUUCAAGAGACACUUCAGCAUGGGCCAGGAAGUGGUCCAGAGUCAGGUGGUACAGGCCAAAGUCUUCCACUCCCCUUACGGCACAGGGGUCGCCAUAGUAACAGGCUCCUCCCGCUUCACCUUGGCGACCAACAUCGACGACCUGAAGCUGAGGAGACUUCCCGAAGUCCCAGGUCUACAGGGGGCGCCGUCCUGCUGGGCCGUCCUGACCCAGGACCGGCAGACCAAGGUCCUGCUGUCCAACGGACCGGACCUGUACGUGGUGGACAACACCUCCUGCACCGCUGUGGUUCCUCCAGGUCUCAGUCCUCAGGUCGGCAGUAUCGUCCACAUGUGUGUGUCCUUCAGUUAUAAAUACUUGGCUCUGUUCACCGACUCUGGACACCUGUGGACCGGCUCGUCCAACCUCCAGGAGAAAUUCAGCGAGGUGGACACCAAGGUGAGGACGCCUCCCAAACAGAUGGUCUGGUGUCGCAGACCUAAGAGUCAACAGCCGUCUGUUGUGUGUAUGUGGGACAGACUGCUCCUGGUGGCCGGAGUGUGUAAUGACACCAUCCAAUUUCCCGUGGAUGACCAGUGUGUGUGUGUGGGCGAGCUGGACGGCGUACGCAUCAUCAGCUCCACCCACCAGGAACUGCUCCAGGAAGUUCCUCUGGUGUGUCAGGACAUCUUUAAGAUCGCAUCCAUGGCACCUGGAGCACUGCUGCUGGAGGCACACCGAGAAUAUGAGAAGUCCAGUCAGAAGGCAGACGAGUACCUGCGGGAGAUUAAGGAGCAAAGCAUGCUGGGAGAAGCAGUCCGCCAGUGUGUGGAGGCAGCAGGACACGAGUAUGACACCAACACCCAGAAGGCCUUACUGAGGGCGGCAUCCUUUGGGAAGUGCUUCCUCACAGACUUCAGUCCAGACUCCUUCGUGUCCACCUGCAGAGAACUACGAGUCCUGAACGCUGUUCGAGAACCCAGUGUGGGUCUGCCGCUGACACACACCCAAUUCAAACAGAUGACCCUCCAAGUCCUGAUUGACAGGUUGGUGUAUCGACAGUUUUAUCCGUUAGCGAUAGAAAUCUGUCGUUUCCUGAAGAUUCCAGACUACCAGGGUGUCAGCAGAGUCCUCAAACACUGGGCGUCCUGUAAGGUGCAGCAGAAGGACCUAUCAGAUGAGGCCAUUGCCAGGGCCGUUUGUCUGAAGGUCGGGGACUCUCCUGGUGUUUCCUACUCACACAUCGCGGCCAAAGCUUACGAAUGUGGACGCACCGAGCUCGCCAUCAAGCUGUUGGACUUCGAGGCUCGCUCAGGUGAACAGGUUCCUCUGCUGCUGAAGAUGAAGAGGAGUCAGCUGGCCCUCAGUAAGGCCGUGGAGAGUGGAGACACAGACCUGGUGUACACCGUCGUCAGUUACCUGAAGAACGAGAUGAACAGAGGAGACUUCUUCAUGACCCUGAGGAACCAGCCGGUGGCCCUGAGCCUCUACAGACAGUUCUGUAAGCUGCAGGAACAGGACACACUGAAGGACCUGUUCAACCAGGAUGAUGACCAUCAAGAACUGGCCAAUUACUACGUCAGCGCCAGUUACAGAGAGAAGAGGUUGGAGACCCGUCUGUCUGUUCUUCAGAGUGCUGUUGAUGAAUACAACAAAGCAAAGAAUGACUUUGCUGCCAAGGUCACAGAGGAUGAGAUGAAACUCCUUCGCUUCCAGAGGAAACUGGAUGAUGAAAAAGGGGCGGGGCUACUUGGCCUGUCUCUGCAGGCCACCAUGGAGGCCCUCCUGGCUCUUGGACUACACAAACAGGCCGAACAGCUGUACCGAGACUUCAAAGUCCCCGACAAAAGGUACUGGUGGUUAAAACUGAAGUCUCUGGCAGAGAAGGAGGAGUGGGAGGAGCUAGAGAAGUUCUCCAAGAGUAAGAAGUCCCCUAUUGGCUACCUGGCCUUCGUGGAGGUCUGCAUGAAGAGUCACAACAAACAUGAAGCCACCAAGUAUGUUUCCAAGGUAACGCCGGAGCAGAAGGUCAAAGCGCACCUGGCUGUUGGUGACCUAGAAGGAGCGGCUGACGCAGCCAUCGAACGCAGGAACGAAUCAGAGAUGGCCGCUGUUCUGUCCAGAUGCUCCGCCUCUGACCGCCUGUUGAUGGACAGGUUGAACCGAGCCAAAGCCUCCACUGCCAAAAAGUGACCUGUACAACUGCCGAAAAGUGACCUGUUCUUCAGGAACAGGAUAUUGAAUCUCUUCGUUCUAGUCCCGCCUCCAUCCAACGGUUCUGACUGCAAACAUGUUCCAGUCAGCGGGGUUCCACCCACCUGCAGAUGCUCCACCCACCUGCAGAUGCUCCACCUACCUUUAGAUGCUCCACCUACCUUUAGACGCUCCACCCACCUGCAGAUGCUCCACCCACCUGCAGAUGUUCUGGUCUUCAGUGUAGAACCUCCUCCUGUUCAUAUUCUGUGCAUUGGUUCUACACUGUUGUUCUUCUGGUGUCCCUAAAUAAACUCAGUGUUUCUGUUUC
This is a messenger RNA of Sphaeramia orbicularis (orbiculate cardinalfish), 2923 nucleotides long. RefSeq names its product VPS16 core subunit of CORVET and HOPS complexes (gene vps16). Lineage: Eukaryota; Metazoa; Chordata; Actinopteri; Kurtiformes; Apogonidae. Bases 88 to 2592 code for a protein of 834 amino acids. Gene Ontology annotation, biological process: endosomal transport; vacuole fusion, non-autophagic; intracellular protein transport. Gene Ontology annotation, cellular component: lysosomal membrane; HOPS complex; cytoplasm. Gene Ontology annotation, molecular function: actin binding. The transcript has 26 exons. The record is from RefSeq and is a predicted model, not a curated record.